UUCAGUUUGUGUACAAAGAAAGUUUGUGGGUCAUUCAUAGGUUACAUGGCAGUCAACAGAAGGACCGCGAGUAACAAAGUUUGAUGCAACAAAUUCACUCCUGAAAGAGUCGACUUCUCGAGUUCUAGGUUUGGGGGACCACCAAAAUGAUUCUUCUGGAAAAAUUCUACGGAAUAAUGUAACCUGAUGCAAACACUGACGGAUCAUUUUAUUGGAAUUACUCGCACUUGAUUCUUUUGGUGACACAAGAAAGAAGUUUCGGGUAUCGGAUUACCUCGAGAACAUGGUGUUGCUUAGCGGUAGACGGCCCCGUGGCUCAGCGGGCGUUUGCGGAGUGGUCGUGCUGCUGAUUUUCGUGGAGCUGUCAAUCAAUGUGGAGAAUGCACGAAGCGAAUCGAUAUCUGGUUUUGAAGGUCUAGACUUACUGGAAGUCUUCAAGAGUGGAAACUUCACAAAAGGAAUCACCCAAGAACAAGGACCCCUACCUCAUUCUAACAUCUGGCGGUUACGCCCCAAAACAAACCUCAUCACCAUCCCACCGCACCAGAUCGCGCCCUUACGUAACCAACUGAUGAGGAGCCAUGCGUUUAGUGUGUACUUCCUCGCACGGCAGUUAGAACAGACCUCAGGAAUGCUAUUCUCUAUCAGCUCAUUGGAAGGCAGGGUGCUGUUCACAUUGACAUCAAGUUCUCGGACCGGUGAAAUGCGAAUCAGGUACCGAACACGGGAAUCCGAGAGUCUCCUUCAGACUGUUCUUCCGACGCCCUUGAUUGAUUCGGCGCGGUUUGCGCACACGCUUCUUAUUGUUGAUGGAGAUCAUUUGACCUUGUUUACUGAGUGCAAGUCCUCUGUAGAUGUUACGCUUGAAGGUGUCGUGAACUUUGAUCUGAGAGAUGACGCAACGGUCACAAUUGGUCAAGGUCCUUUAGGAAGAAAUAAGUUCAAUGUAAGUAUGAUAGUGUUACUCGGUUUGAGUUUUCUAGUGCUCCUUGUUUAAAGUUAGAGCCGCAUC
Messenger RNA from Lytechinus variegatus (green sea urchin), 1012 nucleotides. RefSeq lists its product as uncharacterized. The transcript is spliced from 2 exons. NCBI's taxonomy places the organism in Eukaryota, Metazoa, Echinodermata, Echinoidea, Temnopleuroida, Toxopneustidae. Bases 284 to 997 code for a protein of 237 amino acids. The record is from RefSeq and is a predicted model, not a curated record.